Molecule: messenger RNA, 1621 nt
Organism: Lobosporangium transversale
Lineage: Eukaryota; Fungi; Mortierellomycota; Mortierellomycetes; Mortierellales; Mortierellaceae
Product: ras guanine nucleotide exchange factor domain-containing protein
Exons: 5
Coding region: 136-1584 (482 amino acids)
Biological process (GO): positive regulation of GTPase activity; Ras protein signal transduction
Cellular component (GO): plasma membrane
Molecular function (GO): guanyl-nucleotide exchange factor activity
Source: RefSeq, a predicted model, not a curated record
CGAGGCGCACCUAGUAAAAAGUCAAUUGGGCCUUUGGAUGUUGAUGAUGAUGAUGACGAUGAUGAUGAUGAUGAUGAUGAUGAUGAUGAUGAUGAUAAUGACGAGGAUGAUGAUAAUGAUGAUGUUACCCCUGCGAUGACACUGAGAGGAAGCCAAGAUGAAUUACUAGGGCUUAUGGAGGCCCUGCAAAUGGAGAAACAGCAGCAGGAACAACAAGAAGAGCGAGAGCGUUCAGGGUCAGUGUCAUCACAACCCUCGACUCCGGGCUCGCCAGUAUGGCAUUACUAUCCUUUUCAUGCGAUUAUACAAAACCAUUGCCAUGGUGGUGCAAAUAUUGCCUAUAAGCCUUUUAUUCUCUUUUAUCGGUCGCAAAUGAUUGCACAGCAACUCUGUCUAAUUGAACAGCACUUCUUGAAGCAAGUGCAAUGGAAUGAGCUCCUGGAGCUUAAACUGGCAAAGGCAGGUCAAAAGAGCCGGAGCCGAACACAUUCCACAGUAAGCGAUUCUCCGUUCAAAACUGAUGACGAGCAGAGCGGUAUCGAGGCAAGCACCGAGCGAAGCAAUAUGUUAUGUAUGUGGGUUGUUUCUGAAGUUGUCAGCACUAAUCCGAUUGAAGGCCGUGUACGCGUCAUCGAAAAGUUCAUUAGGAUCGCUCAGAAAUGCUAUCAAUAUAGAAACUACAAUACUCUUAUCCAAUUGGUGAUGGGCUUAGGUUCUUGGCAGUUGUGUGGCCUGAGGCGAACAUGGUCCAGAGUCCGCAGCUAUGAGAUGCGUGUAUUGCAGGAGCUCCAGGACUUCAUCUCUCCAUGCCGCAAUUGGAAUGUGAUCCGGAGAGCCAUGAAUCAGGUUGGAUGUCAAGAAACAACUGCUACGCCUACAAGCGAUGUCACUGUGCGGAGGCCCAGUAUAUACGGAGUGAGUAUGGUGCGGGGAUUCAGUAAUAGGUCUGAGGUCAACAUACCUAGUACCCAUCAGUCAACUGAGUCUGUUAAUGGCUAUAAUGGUUCUGGCAGCACCAGCAGUCCCAGCAUCAGCAACAGCAGCAACAAUGGUGGACACAGUAGCAAAUAUCUCCAGUAUACAGUGCCUUUGGAAAAGCAAGGGUGUAUCCCAUUUCUCGGUCUGUUUAUGUAUGACCUCACACAUACCACAGUAUUACCGCCAUGGUACCUUCCUCCAUUACUACUCAGUGACCAAAAAGAAGGGAAGGAAGAAGAGUGCGUUACCCCUCUAGACAAGAUGGAACAUAAUUCAACAGAUGGUAGUAUCAUUGGAGCCCAACAUUCAAAAGAAUCAACCUCGCCAAUGUCAAUAAGUGAUCAGCUACGGGCCCCCAGUAGUGCAGAACUACAAGAACUGCUUCCAACAGGAAAAUUGCUUGUGAAUUUCUAUCGGCUCCAGCUGAUCGCCAAGACGAUCAAGUGGUUUUUGGCUUUCCAGAAGCGCCCCCAAAAGUACACGUUCUCCUUGGACAGUACGCUUUAUUCGAAAUGCCUCUUGCUCCGGGUCCUUAACGAAGAUCGAUUACGAGAGCUUGCAGACAGUUGCGAAGGCGAAUACAAAAUGAAUAACUCACCAGAAUAAUAAAAAGGAACAAGGAAGUGGGUUAAGAUGUAUGUAG